Messenger RNA from Lindgomyces ingoldianus, 2867 nucleotides. Its product is annotated as alpha/beta-glucosidase agdC. Gene Ontology annotation, molecular function: carbohydrate binding; hydrolase activity, hydrolyzing O-glycosyl compounds. NCBI's taxonomy places the organism in Eukaryota, Fungi, Ascomycota, Dothideomycetes, Pleosporales, Lindgomycetaceae. The transcript is spliced from 8 exons. The record is from RefSeq and is a predicted model, not a curated record. The coding region runs from base 288 to 2867 and encodes 859 amino acids. Gene Ontology annotation, biological process: carbohydrate metabolic process.
CUUAAUUCGGCAGGUCGCACUGCUAACUUGUCCCCUUGAUCCAUCUCGACCCGUCGGCACACUUUAGCAUAAAACAAUGGACACCCUCGUGACGACCUGUAAGAAGCCAACCCUCGAUUGCACAUCAUGCUUGCUGUGGAAUCCGGCCGACCAACCUGGGUUCGCUUGGCACAGCAGUCACGCAAUAUGUGGUCCAUGAGAAAGGCAAGGGCUAAGGUCCUUGUGUAGUCAACUAUAUAGGGCAGUCAUGGUUUACCCACAAUGGUUCCGUGGCCAUCUCCCAAGUCAUGCCUUUAACUAUAACAUUCCUACAGUCUGCUCUCCUCCUCUGGUCUACCAUUGCUCAGUGGGGCUUCUCAGUGCCAUUGAGACGGGGCCCAGACUGCCCCGGGUAUUCCGCGAGUAAUGUUAAGAAGACAGAUAGUGGCAUAACGGCGGACUUGACCUUGGCAGGUUCAGAAUGCAACAUCUACGGACAGGACUUGCACGAGUUGAAGUUUCUGGCCGAAUACCAAACAGAUUCACGACUCCAUGUUAUGAUAUAUGACAAAGCGGAGCAAGUCUACCAGGUUCCAGAUUUUGUUGUUCCGCGGCCAGGAGGUUCUUCCAGCGCAGGAGGCUCUUUGCUCGAAGUUUCGGUAGAAGAGGAUCCAUUCUCAUUCAUGAUAAAACGAAAGAGCAAUGGCGAGGUCUUGUUCACAACCGAGGGUUCUGAAAUCAUCUUUGAGACGCAAUAUCUGCGGCUCCGAACGUCACUACCAGACAGCCCCAUAUUAUACGGACUUGGAGAGCACACAGAUUCUUUACAACUACCCACUUCGAAUUAUAUUAGGACGUUCUGGGCUCGAGACGCAGGUGGCGUCCCAGCUGGGGAGAACUUAUACGGUAAUCAUCCAGUAUACUACGAAUACCGACCGAAAUCAGACACGACCCAUGGCGUUCUCUUGCUGAACAGCGAUGGAAUGGACAUUAAAAUCAACAACGACGACGGCCAGUACCUCGAAUACAACGUAUUAGGCGGGAUCAUAGACUUGUACUUCUUGGCUGGUCCAGGACCAUAUGAUGUCGCACGGGAAUACAGUGAGAUAUCAUUAAAGCCUGCAAUGAUGCCGUACUGGGGAUUUGGAUUCCACCAAUGCAGGUUUGGAUAUAAGAGUGUAGAUGAAGUAGCAGCCGUCGUGGCGAACUACUCCGCAGCUGGAAUCCCUCUGGAGACAAUGUGGACAGAUAUCGACUACAUGGACCAAUAUAAGGUCUUCACCCUGGGUGAAAGAUUUCCUUUGAAGGACAUGCGAAGUUUGGUCAAUGAUUUGCACGAUAAUGACCAACACUACAUUGUAAUGGUUGAUCCAGCUGUCGCUUAUCAGAAUUACGAUGCCUUCAACCGAGGGAAAGAUGCCGAUAUCUUUAUAAAAAACAGCGACGGGAGUAUAUACAAGGGAAGGGUCUGGCCCGGUGUAACCGCAUUUCCUGAUUGGUUUCACGAGAAUACUCAGGGCUAUUGGGAUAGCGAAUUUGAAUCCUUUUUCAGCCCUUCUAGUGGUGUCGAUAUUGAUGCAUUGUGGAUCGAUAUGAACGAACCCUCGAAUUUCUGCGUAUGGCCAUGUGCUAGUCCGGAGGCGGAGGACGAAGGUACCGACAUCGUUGAGGUAAAGGCCCGCAAAAUGUCGCGACAAUCUGACCAAGACUACCCAAAGAGGGGUCUCCGAGGACGUAACCUCAUCAACCCAUCCUACAAGAUAAAAAAUGCCUUUGGACUCCUUAGCAAUAAGACUGCUAAGACAGACAUCAUCCAUCAAGGCGGGUGGGCUGAGUAUGACACGCAUAAUCUAUACGGCACAAUGAUGAGUAGGACAAGCCGCAACAGUUUGCUGAAACGACGGCCCGACAAACGGCCAAUGGUCAUCACUCGUAGUACUUUCGUAGGUGCUGGAAGUUACGUUGGUCAUUGGCUUGGCGACAAUAUCUCUGCAUGGGACCAGUAUCAAACAUCCAUACGCCAUCUUCUACAGUUCGUGUCGUUCUUCCAGAUUCCAAUGGUUGGGGCCGACGUCUGUGGAUUCCUUGGAAACACCACGGAAACACUGUGCGCUCGCUGGACGAUGCUAGGGGCCUUCUAUCCCUUUUACCGUAAUCAUAACGUGGACGGAGCCAUCUCUCAAGAGGCGUACCGGUGGAAGAGUGUUACGGAUGCAGCGAAGAAGGCUAUCGAUGCUCGGUAUAGAUUGCUUGACUACAUCUACACGGCAAUGCACAAGCAGACAGUAGAUGGGACUCCAAUGUUAGCGCCUAUGUGGUUCAACUAUCCUACGGAUUCAGCCACCCAUGCAAUCGAAUUGCAGUACUUUUACGGCCCCGCUCUUCUAGUUAGCCCUGUGACUGAGCCAGAAGCAACCUCAGUCACGUUGUACCUUCCCGAUGACAUCUUUUAUGACUUUUGGUCACUUAAGCAAGUUAGAGGAACUGGCGGAGCCGUAACUUUGAAAAACAUCGACUUCACAUCCAUCCCAGUCUACAUUCGUGGCGGCUCAAUCAUACCCGCGCGCGUCAAAAGUGCCAAUACCACCACAGCACUCCGAAGCGAGGACUUCGAAUUGUUAAUCGCGCCGGGCAAAGACGGAAAAGCAAACGGAGCUUUGUAUCUGGACGACGGCGAGAGUUUGCACCCGAGUGGCACCAGCGAAAUCCAAUUCAGCUAUGACGGGAAGACAAUUGAGAUGAACGGAACAUUUGGUUACAAGACCAGGGUCGGUGUCAAGAGCAUCACCAUUUUAGGAAGUGAUGCAGCAAAGCAAUUUGAGUUGAAUGAAGGAUUGGAUGGCUCCUGGAGUCGUGACGUGUCGCAGCUGAAGCAGAUCAGCGUGUAA